AUGUCUUUUCACAGUGAUUUGAGGCAGCUACUCAAGCCUUACUAUUGGAUAAAUAUUUUACUCAGCCUAUCAUACGUAACAUGCAAGAGGACCGGAGUCAUUUGCAACUUCCUAUUUCCCGAGGCGGACUGCGAGCUAGACAGCCGCGAGACGGAAAUACUAUUCUUCUUAAUCAUUGUUGUAAUGUUGAGGACGAGGAAGGCGGGAAGCGUGACGAUGGUUAAUUAUUUGUCGGCUUCUUUCGUCUACACGAAGAUCGCAAACCUAAUACUUUGGCUCUACGCCGAUGUAAGGUAUGGCCUUCCAUAUGGGGCAAUCUUAGUCUUAUCUGCUCUUCUACUCCCGGAGCCAACUUACUCCGGUCCAGAGCAUGUCACCUAUUUCCGGGGCCUCCAGACCCUAGAAGAUGAACUUAAACAUCACAGGAAUGUUACCUGGAUUGUGUGCCUGUAUGCUGCAUGGCAUCCAGCCUGUGUCAACUUUGCACCAGUAUUUGCUGAGCUCUCUGCCAGCUAUGGAUUGGACAAUUUAAAAUUUGGAAAGGUUGACGUAGGCAGAUACCCAGAAGCUGCCGCAAAGUACAGGGUACAGGAUGGCCCCACUAGCAGACAGCUGCCCACUGUCCUUAUCCUAAGCGAAGGUCAGGAGAAGAUGAGGAGGCCCCAACCCGAUCACAGCGGCAAGCUACAAAAAUUCCUGUUCUCGAAAGACAACGUGAAGGCAGCCUUCGACCUGGACGGCCUUCACCAAGAGUGCAAAGAGAAACUUGCCACGGCGAAGUCCACUAAGAAAACUGAAAAGACCGAG
Molecule: messenger RNA, 807 nt
Organism: Iphiclides podalirius (scarce swallowtail)
Lineage: Eukaryota; Metazoa; Arthropoda; Insecta; Lepidoptera; Papilionidae
Source: the annotation of a GenBank genome assembly